AGUGCUGGAUGCUCCUGAUCGAAGCUCUCAAAUAGCCUCAUCACCAUGUCUCGGGCCACUCUUCUCCACUUCUGUUACUUAACCCUCAUCCCUGUGCUCGUCUCGGCCACCACGGAGCUGCCCCUGACACUUGCACCCCCGUUGGGGCGAAAUUCCACGGAGCCGCCGCAAAAUCUGUCGCCCACGUCAGCCAAUGCAUCAGCUGAGGCGGUUCAAGACGCUUCCAUUGAAGCACCAUUGAGUGCUCCACUUGUGCACCAUAAUGACCCAGUGGCGGUGACAGAGGCAGCCAUGGGGCCCCCAAGCACUGCACCAGGGCGAAGAGUGCUGAAGGCCGACAGCAGAUCGAGGAAGACGGUGGAGGAGAAAUUUCACAGGGUUGCCAAGACGAACUCAUCCCUCGUGAACGGCACUGCGGCCAAGGGUCACAAAACCGACGCUCCGAUGCUCAACUACAUCUUUGACUCGCAUAUCGUCAACAAGCAUCAUCACCAUGACUUUAGGUUCGGCCCACGCUUCGAAGAGAGCAUCUCGAGUCAAGCAAAUGUGACUGUUCGAGAGGGUGGAACGGCACAUUUUAAUUGCAAAAUCACGUAUCUCGCAGACAAAAUGGUGUCGUGGGUGCGUCGAAAUCCCGAGACUGAUGAACUGCAGUUACUCACCGUUGGCCACCAUACCUACAGUGCGGAUUCACGGUUCAGCGUCGACUUCGAGUAUCCCAACAACUGGCGCUUGCGGAUAGCGAUGGUCGACCAGAGGGAUGAAGGAAUCUACGAGUGCCAAAUUUCGACUCACCCACCGCGAGUCAUCCAGAUCUACUUCUACGUCAGCGAGCCGGAAGUGGUUAUUGUGGACGAACAGAGCUCACCUCUCUAUGAGAAAUACUACGAAGUGGACUCGACGCUCGAGCUCAUUUGCAUUGUUCGCCACGUCAGGAUGACAACGUCAAUGGUGCACUGGCUCCACGGGGAAUCGUUGCUGAAUUAUGACACCAACCGGGGUGGAAUCAGCGUACGGACAGAUUUAAUGGAUGAAGGAGCCAAUUCAACACUAUCAGUGGCAAGACUCAAUAAAUCCGAUUCUGGCAACUACACUUGCUCAAUUGGACCAACACAAUUCUUCACGACAUCUGUUCACGUCCUCAAUGAAAGCUUAGCUGAGCUUUACCAUGGAUCAGGAGUUCCACUGGAAAUUGCAUCGAGAGUCAUAUGGCCACUUCUUAUUGUCUACCUAGUAACUAAGGUGCGAUAUAUAUGAAUGUGCGAAUGAAGUGGAGUGAAGAAGACACAUUGAAAACUUUCUUCAUCUAAUUUCCUAUUUAAUCAUCCAUCCCUGAAAAUUCUCUAGAGACUUAAUGUAAUUAAUAAAAUAGACGUUAUGUGGCCAUUUCUCUCUGAACGUGAAAGUUAGUGCAAGGAAAAAGCUACACAAAAUGCUCCGAGAUUUUCCUGCAACAACAAGUAUGAUAAAUAACAAGGUCCAGUGCGUAAUUCAUAUCUCGCUGUGCCUCAGACAAGGAAGAUGAAGUGGGGAGAUGAGAAGUAAUUAAAAUUAGAUAAAUUGUUGAGAGCAUUUAACGAAAAUAAAAUGAGAGCAUUUAGAUGGAGGGAUAAACACGAAAACACAUUAAUGACGAUUUAUCCGUCAUAUUUAUACAAAACACGGACGAGAUAGUCGUUGAUGAUUUGGGAUGUGCGAAUUAAACAUUAUCACACAGAAAUUGUAAGAAAGUUAAUUUACUAAAAUGAUGCCCAUAAAGAAAAUAUUAAUUUGUUUACAUGACAUGGAGAAAAUAAAG
Molecule: messenger RNA, 1798 nt
Organism: Phlebotomus argentipes
Lineage: Eukaryota; Metazoa; Arthropoda; Insecta; Diptera; Psychodidae
Exons: 7
Coding region: 46-1257 (403 amino acids)
Biological process (GO): synapse organization
Cellular component (GO): neuron projection membrane
Source: RefSeq, a predicted model, not a curated record